AGACAUAUUAGUUUUGAUUGACAUUAUACUAUAAUUUACUCCUAUGUUGUGUUCAGUAGUCGAUAUCGAACAAAAAAUAAUUUUAAAGCGUAGAAAAGAACCAACAGGUUGUGUUUUGAACGCGUCCGAAUGAAUUUACUUAUAUUUCAAAACAUAAUGAUUGCUAAAUUUAUUCUUUAGAAUUAGCGAAAGUUGCCAUACCAUUAUUACUAUUUCAACGAAAAAAUAUAUCUCACGAUACAAUUGAAGCCGACAUGUAUAGAUAACGGCGAAGUUUGAAUUCAACAAGCGACAUGCUACUCCCAACGUGUCCGAACGCAGCCGAGUAAACAAUCGCAACACAUGCAAAGGAGCAAAACACGGUCUUGCAAUGGCCCUUGUUGCAUACAGCGACGACAGCGACCUAGCCAGUGACUCGGAGGAUGUCGAGGAUCCCCCCAAAGCCACCGUGAACGGCGAGAGCAAGGCCAAACGGGCGUGGGGGAGCGGCGAGAAGGAGCGGGCCGUUCCCCCGACCGACCCCGAGCGCGACCCCAGGCCAGAGGCGACCCCGGGGGGCGGCGGCACGGGCGUGGCGAACCAGGGGGGCGGCGGCACGGGCGUCGAGGACAUCGUGGAUUUCGACGAGGAUGUCGCGACGCAGGCAAGAACUGGUCUGCUGGCUGCCAUUCCUCGUGCCAAGCCUAUCGCCGGCACUCUGGGGGCCAACAUACCCUUAGGUGAGGAGGUGGAUGAGGUGACGGAUGUGCCGACGGUGGACACCUGGAAGGUCACCCAGAAGAUGAAGGAGGAGGGCGGUGACGCGAAGAGCAGCAGUGCGUCCAGUGCAUCUGUUGCGAUUAAAAAGAAGAAGGAGAAGAAAAAAAUACAAUUCAUUAUUCCGUCCCUUUCUGAGUUUGCUGAGGAGGAGGAGGAGGAGGAAGAGAAAGAGAUACCUGAGCGCAAGAAGGUCCAACCCUCAUCUCUGGGAACAGGGCUCUUUGCAGUGUUGCCCGAGCCUAAAAAUUUGGCAGUGAAGGAGACCAAACGCUCACUCGUGCCCCACAUCCUCACCAAAAGACCUACUGAACCACCGCAAAAGAAGCCAAGAAAGGCGCCGAUGCAAGUUAGGCCUUUGGUGGAAGCAAAUGACUCUGAUGAAGAAGCAGAGGCGGGUGGGUCUUCUGAUUUCUUUUCGCUCUCGGAGACCGCACCUGAUCCAGCUACCCUGGGUAGAGCGGUCCCCUCAAUUACAACUGCACCUGACGUUGAGCCCCCAGUUUCUAGAACGCCUGCUUCUCAGAACCUGCCUGUAUCUGAAGACAGAGUCAAUGAACCUGUGGCAUCCUCUUAUGCAUACACAGACAAUACGUAUCAAACUCAUAAUGAGGAGCAGGACUUCUAUCCAGUUAGCGAGCAGCAGGAGCAGACCCCACAGCCAGCAUCCUUCGACCAUGAGGCAAUGCUGCGUCUGACAGGGAAGCGGCGCGGCAAGGGGGAGGCCAUCAACUUCAUCGAUGUGAGUGCGGACGAUGCCUUGCUCACACGGGACGAGUGGAUGACAAAGGCCCUGACAGAAGAGAAGCCAACGCAGAGCUUCAGCAAGAAGAGGGAGGGGAUGCCCUCGCAGAGAACGAAGCAGAAGCACCAGAUCACCUUCCUGGCUCACCAGGCCAAGGAGAGAGAGCUGGAACUCAAGAACAAUUGGGCUCAGAACCGAAUGACUAAAAUGCAGACCCAGGCGAAAUACGGCUUCUGAUUCCUCAUGUACAUUAUUGUAAAUAUUUAUUUUUCUAAAAACAAAGUGUCGGAUUUUGCCACAUGUGUUUGUAAAUUUACAUUGUUUUUAUUUAAUUUCUAAUGUCCUUUCCUAUCUCAUUUUCCGUGAAGUUUAUUUUUAAGAAAAUAUAUUUACGAUUUGUCACCUCCAGUCUUUUCUUCACCCAACUAAGAUUUAUGUAAUUGUGCUCAAUAAUAUGUAAAAUAAAGGUGCAAUGGGAGACUACUGAAUGACAAUGAAUAUUAAUUGAAAUUACAAUAAAAUAUUGAAUAAAAACUUAAUUUUGUAUUGCAAGGGAAUGUUGAGUAGCAAGUAACUUAUUGACUGCAUGGGAAUGGAUAUUCAACUUGAUUAAUAGUUGGUAUAAAAUGCUACUUUAGGAGGAGAAGGGGAUAGGUGAAGGCGCAAAGCUGGAAACUUAUUGCUUGGUCCAUUCAUUUGAAGUCAUAAAAAUGUUCUUGUUCACUUGUGUUGCUUCUGUUCAAAAGAUCUUUUUGUUUGUUUAAUGUUUUUAGUAAAUGAUUUGGUGUUUUAAGAAGAUUUCCUCAUUGUUACCAUAUUGAUGAUUAUUGUUAUUGGUAGAAAAACCCACAAUGUAAAACUAGAUUUAUUGAAAGUGAGACAACAGUUCUGGAAUCCACCUGGAUUCCAUCCUCAGGCCUGAGGAUAGAAUCCAGGUGGAUUCCGAAACUGUUGUCUCAAUUUCAAUAAAUCUAGUUUUACAUUGUGGGUUUUUCUACAAUAGUAUCAACAGUAGUAUCGGUAGAGUGUUUUCACUAUUCAUUAUUGUUAUUGCUAUUUUUGUAAUGUCAUUUGUUACUAUUGUAUCAAAAUCAUUACUAUUUUUAUCAUUAUUAUGAUCUUUUUAUUGUUACCA
This is a messenger RNA of Penaeus indicus, 2636 nucleotides long. Its product is annotated as proline-rich protein PRCC-like. NCBI's taxonomy places the organism in Eukaryota, Metazoa, Arthropoda, Malacostraca, Decapoda, Penaeidae. The coding region runs from base 371 to 1738 and encodes 455 amino acids. The record is from RefSeq and is a predicted model, not a curated record. Gene Ontology annotation, cellular component: nucleus. The transcript has 2 exons.